ACCAGUACCAACACCAUGUCCAAUACCAGUACCAACAUCAUGUCCUCUAAUUCCAGUACCAACACCAUGUCCACUAAGACCAGUACCAAUUCCAUGUCCAAUGCUGGAACCGAUGCCAAUUCCUAUACCAUGUCCACCAAUACCAGAACCAACACCGUGUCCACCAAUACCAGAACCAACACCAUGUCCAAUACUGGAACCAAUACCAGUACCAGCAGCAUGUCCACCAAUACCAGUACCAACACCAUGUCCAAUACCAGUACCAACACCAUGUCCACUAAUAGCAUGACCUCCGACAAGACCGUGUCCUCCGACGAGACCAUGUCCUCCGACAAGACCGUGUCCGGCAACUCCUCCGACAAUACCGUGUCCUCCGACAAGACCAUGUCCGGCAACUCCUCCGACGAGACCAUGUCCUCCGACAAGACCAUGUCCUCCGACAAGACCACCAUGUCCUCCGACAAGACCGUGUCCUCCGACGAGACCAUGUCCUCCGACAAGACCGUGUCCGGCAACUCCUCCAAAACCGUGUCCUCCGACAAGACCGUGUCCUCCGACGAGACCAUGUCCUCCGACAAGACCGUGUCCGGCAACUCCUCCAAAACCGUGUCCUCCGACGAGACCAUGUCCUCCGACAAGACCGUGGCCGGCAACUCCUCCGACAAGACCGUGUCCUCCAGCGAGGCCGUGUCCGGCAACUCCUCCAAAACCGUGUCCUCCGACAAGACCGUGUCCAGCAACUCCUCCUCUAACUCCGUUAAGACCAUAUCCGUAUCCAAGGCCUUGUCUUCCGAAACCGAAACCAUGUCCAACACCAACAAUGCCUUGUCCUCCGACAAGACCGUGUCCGGCAACUCCAUUGAGACCAUGGCCAUAAGCUCCGACGAUUCCGUGACCUAAACCAAAACCAGCAACAAGUCCGUGUCCACCAACAAGACCACGACCAGCAAUACCAUGUCCGGCGAUUCCACGACCGAAACCAGCAACUCCGUGACCGAGUCCAAGACCAGCAACAGCAUGUCCGGUACCAAUGAUACCAUGACCGACUCCGGCUCCGAAAAAUCCUUUUCCGAAACCUAAUCCUGCAAAUCCACGUCCGAAACCAUUGUUAUAACCAUAACCGUAGCCAUUACCAUUUCUGAGUCCAGCACCAGCAAUAUUGUAUUGGGCGGCAGCUGUGGCGAUACAGACAGCGAUAACGAGGAGAGCCUG
Molecule: messenger RNA, 1212 nt
Organism: Lottia gigantea (owl limpet)
Lineage: Eukaryota; Metazoa; Mollusca; Gastropoda; Lottiidae
Exons: 3
Coding region: 16-900 (294 amino acids)
Source: RefSeq, a predicted model, not a curated record